This is a messenger RNA of Xylona heveae TC161, 1887 nucleotides long. RefSeq lists its product as hypothetical. Bases 190 to 1887 code for a protein of 565 amino acids. Gene Ontology annotation, molecular function: catalytic activity. NCBI's taxonomy places the organism in Eukaryota, Fungi, Ascomycota, Xylonomycetes, Xylonales, Xylonaceae. The record is from RefSeq and is a predicted model, not a curated record. The transcript has a single exon.
CGCAUCUUUUCUCUAAUCUUAUCGGUCCAUCGGCCUCGUUUCCUCCGACGUCAACACGGAUGUUGAACGACUACCCUGCUACCAGUCAUACUCCGAGUAUUAUAUUCAACUCUACCAAAACCCCCCAUCAAUGAGUGUUUGCCCAUUGUUCAUUAAUUGUAAUGUAAAUGGGACAGUAAAAUAUGCAUCAUGAGCAACUUCCCCCACAAUCUCCUCGGCGAGUGGACCGCACAGCUCUCCAACCAUGCCGGCAAAACAAAGCAGUCACACCCGUCCUACUGGGCAGAUGAUCCAUCAGUAUUACAUACCAGCUGCACAAUCAACAACGCACUCCUCGGGACCGGGGAAGCACUUAUAUCUAGCAUCUUGCCUUCUAUUCUCUCAGCCCAGCAUGAAAUUCUCAUCGUGACAUGUUUCUGGGCGCGCUCACCGUCUCAAGCCGCCAUCGGGGACGCUCUCAAGCAGCUCUCCGCGCAAGCUAUAUCCCGCGGAGCACACAAGAUCCGCGUACGAAUAUGUUUCUCCUCACUAUCAUUUACUCAGAAACUGUUCCACACGUUUUCUCGACAUGGACAAACAUACCCGUCUUCAACGUGGGUCAAGAAAUUCGGACUCCCGCAUCCAGACGAAUUAUCUGGCCUUGAUCUCGAAAUCAAAAGCCUCUUCUUUCUCCCUUUUAGCGUGAUACAUCCCAAAUAUAUCAUCAUUGAUCGCAACCAAGCAUGGUUGCCGAGCUGCAACGUCAGCUGGGAGUCGUGGUUCGAAGACUGCGUGGCGUUUCAGGGGAACGCGGUGCGGAAAAUGUUGGUCUUUCAUCAUCACGUUUGGGGCCAUGAUGUCCAUGAUGUUCUGGACAAUUACUCUUCUCCGACUUUUUCAGAAAACUCAACCAGCCCUUCAAUCGACUUGAACACGUCUUCAGCAUUAAACCAAGUCAUAAAAGCUCUUCCUGAUACACCAUACCCCGACAUACCCACACUCAUUCUUCCUUCCCCGCACCACAUCAAUCCGCGCUUCAGAUUUCUUCUUCCUUUUCUACGCGCCCCCUCGCCGCCUCCUACCCCGCUAAACAUCUUCACCCUCACGCUCCUCGCCCACGCGCAUACAGAAAUAUACAUGCAGACUCCGAACCUGACGUCACCGCCUGUCGUGGAUGCCGUUAUUGAUGCACUGUCGCGCGGCGUGGCUGUCACGAUUGUGACAAAUCGCACAAUGAUGUUUCUCGAGCAACUGGUCACAGCGGGGACGCUGACGGAGAUUUGUAUCUGGCGGCUAGUCAGGCGGUACAAGGCCUUGCUUAGAUCUGCUGGUGUUGGUUCUAGCGUUAGGUCUGGCGUUCGUGCUCGCCUUGGGUCGAAACGUAAAUCCUCAGUACAACCAUCACCAGCUUCCCCGGGUCCUAUCCAUCCAGAGAACCUUUCUUCUAGCCCAGACGUCGAUGUGGAGUCUGGUCUCCGAGCACCAACUUCACCAACUCACCCAGAUUCAUCUCCCCAACAGCGUAUUGGUCGUCUACGCAUAUAUUACUACAAGCCCCGUCUCGACUCGGACCGCACCUCCGUAUUUGAUUCAAACUCUUCCCAGGUAGAUUUACAACCAGGUUUGGGCCCAGGACGUGCAUCAUCAUCAUCCCCAUCACAUCCAGACCAAGAAACACUUCCAUCUCCACCUCCGCAUCCAGAACCAGUCAAAUCCCACUUGAAACUGCUCAUCGUCGAUUCUUCCACUGUCCUGCUCGGCAGCGGCAACAUGGAUCGGGCAAGCUGGUAUACGAGUCAAGAACUGGGCGUUGCAUUCUCUUCCGAAUCGUUCGCGGGGACGAUGUUGCAGAGUAUUAGUGACCAGAUCAUUUCUGCGAAGAGGGGAGAGGUCUAUUUUGCUUCGUAA